Molecule: messenger RNA, 327 nt
Organism: Sparassis crispa
Lineage: Eukaryota; Fungi; Basidiomycota; Agaricomycetes; Polyporales; Sparassidaceae
Exons: 1
Coding region: 1-327 (108 amino acids)
Source: RefSeq, a predicted model, not a curated record
AUGCUCCGGCACUAUCGGUCUCACAAGUCAGGCUCGACAUCUGGUAUCCUGCCUCCCUUUGGCAGCAUCAUUGGUGACGCGGACCAGUUGUCUUCCCCUGCCUACAUCUCUUCUCCACCCGUCGCCUUCUCCAGCAUGAGUGGUACUGCGCCUCGUGGAUCGCCGGCCUACUAUUGGAACGAUAGCGACUGUGAGGAUGUUUCUGAGAGCUACAUCGCCAACGACGACGACGACUCCGCCCCGGAAGAAGUAAAUGGCUCGUCCACCAGAGCGAGAGUUGGCUCGUGCACAUUGUACGGCGUGGGGAAAGAGCUCUGCAGGUUCUAA